GGGGGCAUGGGGGUGAUUGAUGCCCGGUGAAGAGCGGUGAGACAUGGAGGUGGGCACGCAUGCUACUCCUUCAGCUUUCUUCGUUUUCCUAAUUGUGUCAAUAAACACCCUCCAGCUCCCCUCCUCUCGACGUGUCUUUACCCCAGUCAGUCAAGAGAGACCGGAUAACAAAAAAGUCAGACGACUCAAGAGUCAAAUAAAGGGGAUUCGCAUGAAGUAACUGGUCCGGAGUAGAUUAUCGAAAUAAAGUUAGGCGCACUUUCUUCAUAACUUCAUUUCUAAGUUUACCUUUUGCGUCCCACGCACGCACACGUCUUGCCUCUCUCUUGGAUUGAUAUUCUUACAUCAACGCUUGUUCUUCUCAUCUUCAAAGUAGACGGUCACCAUCUCUCUGUUGAUAUUUGAUUCCUUAUUGCGACGUGAACUGAUUCUGGAUUGAGCUUUCGUUCAUUUUUCCUGAACAUACAUUUAUUUGAUCUUCAAGGUAGACUUUUCCAGAGAACAUAAUCACAAUUUCUCAAGAUGAGCAGCCCUGAAAGUUUAGAGCUUCAUCACUCUCUAUCGGAAGGAAGCAGUCCCAGGACUCCAGGCAGCGACUCGGAUGAUUCCUCUAGCGAAUGCUCCCGGGAGGACCUUGCCAUUCUUCCAGGUCGUGUGGACCCGUCAGCCCUCGUGGUCGGGCACGAAGGAGCGGCCACACAGUUCUCGCCAUCGAUCAAGGAUGCGGUGUCGAGGGUGCUGAAUGGAUACGACUGGUCCGUGGUUGCCAUCCCGUCGAGGUCGGGACCGAACGGCAAGAGGAAGCCACACAUCAAGAGACCGAUGAACGCUUUCAUGGUUUGGGCUCAGGCCGCCAGGAAGAAACUUGGCAAUCAGUAUCCUCAGCUCCACAACGCAGAACUCAGCAAGACCCUGGGGAAACUUUGGAGGUUGCUGUCAGACAAGGAGAAGCAGCCCUUCAUCGAGGAGGCCGAGCGUCUUCGUCAACAACACAAGAAAGAUUACCCCGACUACAAGUACCAACCAAGGCGUCGCAAUAAGAAUGACAGCAGCAGCACCAAGAAGCCCUGUCCUCCAAACAACCGCCCCACCUUGGUUCCCUCUCCAGAUUCAUCCAACCAUGUCUCCACCAAGGCUCUUCUCAGUGCUAUGGUCGGGGAAGAAAUCACUGAAGCCAACAUGAAGGAGAGGACAGAGAAGCUAGGGAUGAUGAUGGGAGGGGCAGGUGGACAAGGGCCACCUACACCACCGACCACACCCAAGAACGACCUGGACUGCACACGCCCCAACAAAAGGCAGAAGUACUCCUUGAAAGUAAAGACAGAGAUGCCGGUCGAUUUCGCUGGCGUUGACGUCCGCGACUUCGGUGGUGACAUCAUGGGGAUGGAGGAGUUCUCGUCGGAGGAGCUGGACCAGUACAUCGUUCAGACCAUUGCUAGUGUGACUGCAUCGCAACCGAUGCCAUGCCAGCAGGGUAUGGUUAGGCAGACCUGUGCCAUGCCACCGUUCACAACCCACAGCUCCUACCCCAUGAGCAACGUCAACACCCAGAGUAGCAACGGCAGGCAAUGGAUGGGAGGUAGGCAUCACCCAAGCGGGGGCAACACCAGCCCUCUGCAAGCCACCGUUUUGGACAAUGUGAACUCUAAGUUGGAGCAUGAUAUGAUGUCACCUCCUCCCCAAUACCCCUCCUCCCAGCAACUCCAUCAGAUGCAAGCGUUCCACUUCGCCGCCAUGCAGCAAGCCCACGAACAACAGCAACCCUACGACUUCAGACAAGCGUCUCAAUGUGAGUACCCAGCCCAGCAACACUCCCCCCAGCAGCAAGCGCAAAUGGACUUCUACAAUGCUAACGCAGGGGCUACACCGGUCCAAAACAUGCCUCCUGCGUACCAAUACCCUCACACCUCCCCUCAGCGCUCACCAGCUUACGUAGACCUCACCGAACCUGCCACCACCAUGAUUCCCGAAUCCAGACCGUGGGACUCUUUCGCAGGUACAGUCAGAUCUUGAACAAACUUUAGAACUCUGUGGAUAGUCAGCACAAACAUUGAAAAAGUACAACCACAUCUCUUGACUCUAUACCCCCAUUUUGUUUGAAGAGUACUGAACAAACAUAACAUGUUUACAGGGCUCAAUUUUAAGUGAUAUGUGUGAUUUAUCUCUAGUGUUUCAGCCCAGGCAGGGUUGAUGACCUACUUAUUCAGUGAGGAAGUGGCUUUCGAAAAGACCAGCAGUCGUCCCAAGAUUGACAUUUCCAAUGACUGGAAACUUUAAACUUUCGGAGGCAAACCCAUUAAAACCCUACAAAUCACCCCACUAUCAAUCUGCGUUUCCAAGUGUAAACAGACAGUUCACCAGCCACUCAUGCAAAUGGCUUGUCUACGCCCAUCUUCUAUGCUCUCCAUUACAUUUGUUGCAAUUUUUUUAGACGUUAAUGCCUUGUUACAAUAUUUCAUUUUUAUGCUUUUAGUAUACAGAUUAUCUACAGGACCACACAUUAAAACAGUUUUUAUCGUACUUCCCAUAUUAGUUACAUAAAGUGUUAUUCUUAGCCAUAACAACCUUCUUUUCAAGUAGUUUUCAUUACAUCAAAAAGCUUCUCUAUCAAUCAUUCCAUGUCUGUACAUGUCUAUGCGAAGAUAUACUGUAGUUCAGUAUCUUCCCUCUGAAAUGUCAAAUGGACCAAAUUCUUCAACCAAUUAAAAGUUUUUGACCAAAGUUGUCUUCAUCACGAUGAUGGUGAAUUUCUGCAUGAAGUAUAUUAUUUCAAAAACUUGUGCCUUGAUACAUGCACCAAAGAACUUCCACUUUAGCCACUGUAUGCCUUUAUAAAUAGUGAAAUAACAAAUGAAUAUAUCAAAUUAUGUUAUAAUGAAUUUAACAGAUAUUCUCAAAACAAAACAAGUAGUAUUGUCUGUUUAAAGGAAAGUACUACUUGGAAAAAUACAAUAAGCAACUUUGGUCAUAUUGGUGUAUAACUUGCAUUUCUUUCAUUAUUGGCUAUUAGAUAUAAAAAGAAGUAGAGAUAUGGACAGCAGUAAUGGUAUUUUUUAAUGAAAUACUUAAGAAAUACGUAAAAAAGAAUAAUUUAAUAUUAAAGCUUUUGUUAAAGGCUAAGACUCUCUCCCCAAGGCAGCUGGGACACAUUAACCCAACAGGAGGUCAAAGUUCACAAGGUUUAGUUUAGUUGUUCCCUUUCCUGUAAUUUGUCUAGUGAGGGACCACACAACAAUAUUUCCUCAACCUCGAAAUAUAUGGCUCACCCUAAAUAUUGUUACAAAUCAGGAAGCAAUGACAGUUAGCAGAAUUAUGUUGAUUGAAUUGGGCUUUUAAUUCUAUUUUGUAAUUCUUGUCCCCCUCUUGCCCCCUUUUUUAUCACAGUAAUGUGGUAAAUGCAAUUUUGUUACAAGGAAAAGAAAAUAGUGAAGUCAAAUGAUGCAAUGGCUAGAAAUAUAUGUAUGGAUAUAUAACUGAAACUACUGCUUUGAUAACUUCCCACAAACUGUCAACAUGCUUAUUGUUCUGCUGCACGGGAACUAUACAUUCUGAUCUUUCAAACAGCCUUGGUACAUUUUCCAGAACUUUAUUAUUCUUAUAGUAAUCUGUUACUAUUUUACACAAAAUUUAAUCACCAGCAUCCCCCAAAUUACCAGAAAACUAAUACAUAAUGAUCACCUUAAUUACUUCUGAAAAUUAUACCAUUUUGAUAUAUAAAUAUGUUCUCGUCUAUUUCUUCCAGAGAGUAAUGAAAUGGGUUUUUUUGUACAGCUGUUAGAGAUUUUGUACAGUUUGUUAUUUAUUACAUAAAUAUUUUAAAGUAACAUUCCUUGUGCCAUUCCAAUUCUCUGUCAUCACAUAAUGCCUUGGUAAGAUCAUAAUGUAUUGUCCAUUUUGCAUUUUCUAUCUUGAAAAGUAGUACUCAAUUAUAAUAUGUGCCUUGAGUAUUUAAGUAUUUCUCUUUUAAGUAGAAUUGUAACAUUAUUCACUCGUAAUAGAAGUAAGUUAAUAUUAUAUCUGUCUUUCUGUAUAAAGCUACAGUUUGAUAAAUUUGUAUACAGACCCAUAGUUGAGGAUAUAAGGGGUUGGUGUUGAAUUGCUAAUAAAUGCCUUUUCAUAGUAAUUUAAUAACACAUUUUUUUAUAGUUCAUUUGAAUAGAUGAUGUACAUAUGAUAAAGUUGGUUUAUUUUAUAUAAAAAUAUUUAAGUGCCUUUUAUGUCUUCAUGUGUAAAUAGAAAAGUACUACGAUGUUAUUUAGGGGGUAUUAAAAGCUAUAUGAAUAAUUUGGGGGCAUCUCUUUAAAUUGUAUUCACAAAAUAAUUCAGUGGGUGGGUACAGGAUGUAUUCUCUGUUAUUGUAUUCAUCAAGAAAUUAUAUUGAAAAAAAAAGAUAACAUCUGAUGGUGACAAAAGUGCAAACAAAUGACAAUCUCUAAACUCUUUAUAUCAUUUCGAUAUAUCAAAGUCUUCAGGAUUUUGCAAAAAAAAUUCACAACUUUCUGUUCAAAAUAGAGUAUAGCUUUGUAUGAUUUUUUAUGUACAGAUGUAUUUUGCUGGAGUAUUUGUUGCUGUUUUGUACCUUUGAAAAUAAAAUAUUGAAAAUGAUAAAUAUGAAUU
Messenger RNA from Lytechinus pictus (painted urchin), 4617 nucleotides. Its product is annotated as transcription factor SOX-9-like. The transcript has 2 exons. Lineage: Eukaryota; Metazoa; Echinodermata; Echinoidea; Temnopleuroida; Toxopneustidae. Gene Ontology annotation, cellular component: nucleus. Bases 523 to 2013 code for a protein of 496 amino acids. The record is from RefSeq and is a predicted model, not a curated record. Gene Ontology annotation, biological process: morphogenesis of an epithelium; negative regulation of transcription by RNA polymerase II. Gene Ontology annotation, molecular function: DNA-binding transcription factor activity, RNA polymerase II-specific; RNA polymerase II cis-regulatory region sequence-specific DNA binding.